AGAGGGCAGAGAAAAGCGACGGCAGUAGAGCAAAAGCGACAGCUAGCUAGAGAAAAGUUUCAAACGCCGAAUAUACUCAAAAUUCCAAACGUAUAUGGCGUGAGUUAUCAAUUAUCGCAAAACGCAGUCAUAAAGUACCGAUUAUUCCUUGGCUGUGUGGAAAUUGAAUGCGUUUCGCAGCUGUUUUAUAAGUGCAGGUAUCUAAGCCGUCAAGUAAUAAUGUCACCUAAUGUGAUUUCUUAGCUCUCCGGACACAGAUAUGAAAACUCCUGUUAGUUGACGGUAUCUUAAAGGCACGACAGGUAUGGCAGUCGUGGGGCAUAUGUGAUGAGCUAUGUCUAAGUGUUCGCAAUCAUCUCCCUCAUCCCCAGAGUGUUGUGCGUAAUCCCCCUCCAAAUUAUCAAGGGGGAGCUUUCAGAAUGAAGAAGAUCAGUCUGAAGACAAUAAGAAAAUCAUUUAACAUUAAAGGCAAAGAAGAGAGCGAAUAUGAUGUAUCACAGUCAGACCUGGCCGCCAAUUUCUCUGCUGAAGAUUCUCUGUUUGGAGGAUGCUACAGCAAAGAUCUUGUCAGCAGUGACUUGGAUAACGAGGAUGAAAAACAAUCCAAAGUCCGAUCUAAGAGUGAGGGUCUCAUGGGAACCUUGAAAAGAAGACUAUCAGCAAAACAGAAAUCAAAGUUUAAAGGGGGUUCUCCAUCGGUAUGCUCUGUAGAUGAUGACACCUUCUCCUCUUCUUCUGCACCCAUUAGUCUAAGUGACAUAAAAUCCCAGCGUUCCUCCCGUUCCACCUCCGUCCAUAGUCACCAUUACAGUCCCACCCCAUGGCCUCUCAGAUCAGCAAACUCAGAGACAUUCGUUAAAAUGGACGUGAAGGUAAACACAUUAUUUAACUCUUCAGAUCCAAGCCGAGCUCUUAAUGGUGUGCGCCAAGACUUCCUAGACCUCCAGAGAGAUAGACUGUUUGAAGAAUCAAGCGAUUCAUUGAAACUCACCAGAUGUGUGCCAGACCACCAUUCAGACUCUCAGAAUGGUGAUUUGCAUCUUGACAUGGAUGAACACGUGCCUGUAGGCCUUGGUCUUGCAACUCAGGAUUAUAUUCAGUACACACUGCCUUUAGAUGAUGGACUCUAUCCUGAUGAAGAGGGUUCACACUCUUUUUGCUUAGAUAGCACCACGCCCAUGGAUGUUGUGCCCCAGUCAGAGAGCUGCAGAUCCCUUCAUGCAGAUGAGGAGCCUGUUGAUCAGGAUCUCUUGUCACCUGACAUCUUCAUGGAGUCCCCAGUGAACCAGCUGUUUUUAAACACUGCAAAUGUCUUGCUGCAGGGCUCCAGACUUGAAGCCCCAAUUUCCCCCUUGCUACCUCCAUUGCCCAAUAGCUAUUUCCAGAGAAGUUUUUCUGGGUUUGGUGGUACACAUGCUCAGGUUGCAGAGAGAGUAAUUCACCAUCUCAACUUCGACCCCAACUCUGCCCCAGGAGUUCAGCGGGUCUAUGAUGCUGUGCAGAGCAACGGGCCCAUGGUGGUCACUAGCCUCACAGCUGAACUGAAGAAGCUAGCCAAGCAAGGAUGGUACUGGGGCCCCAUCACAAGAUGGGAGGCAGAGGAAAAAUUGACAAAUCUUCCGGAUGGCUCUUUUUUAGUCCGUGACAGUUCAGAUGAUCGGUAUCUCUUAAGCUUGAGCUUUCGCUCGCAGGGUAAGACACUCCACACGCGGAUUGAACACUCAAACGGCAGUUUCAGCUUCUAUGAGCAGCCUGACAUCGAGGGGCACAUAUCAAUUGUGGAUCUCAUUGAUAAUUCGGUUAAAGAUUCAGAGAAUGGAGCAUUCUGUUAUUCCAGAUCACGCUUACCAGGGUCUGCAACCUACCCGGUUAGACUGACUAAUCCUGUUUCAAGGUUUAUGCAAGUGCGGUCACUGCAGUAUUCUUGCCGAUUUGUCAUUCGGCAAUACACACGGAUCGAUCUGAUCCAGAAAUUGCCUUUACCGAACAAAAUGAAAGAUUACCUGCAGGAAAAGCACUACUGAACACAGUAAAAACCGAACUUAACAGAACUUGAUUGCUACUUGCACUUUUGAGAUGACACAAUGAAGCAGGUUUUGCAAACAUUUCAAGGGUUUUGUCACCAUUAAACUACAUAUUAUGUUGAAAGAAAAGAUGACGUUUGAUGCUAAUACAGUGUCUGUUUAUAGUUGAGUAGAUAAUGAAGUUGUGAAGAGAUGCAAAGGCAGAAUGUUGUUAUAGAGUGUUUGGAUCUCAACGUUGGAGCCUUUUAUUGCAUGUUUUCAUAGAGCACUGUAGCAUUUUGUUUUUAUUACAGGAACACAAGUCCAGAUACAAAAAGAGUGAUGAGUUUUUAUGCAUAUCCCACACUAUGAAAUAUUAGCACAGAACUCCAAGCUCCAUCUUAUUGUAGGGCAUUGAGAAGUUAUUGGCAACAAUGCACAGCUGUGUUUUAACACCUUAAUGACCGUAGGUUUAUGAUAGGUGGUUUUGGUGAGCAUAUAGAUGACAUUCCUCCUUAUCCUUAUUUUUAAGUGCAUAACUUGUUUUACUAGCAACUGCUAUGUCACGACAUGAUUUUAUUCAAAGGGAAAAUCUACCUACACUAUUGUUGAAAAGUUUGGAUUAAUGAUGAUUUUUCUUCUAGGAUGCUUUAAACUGAUCAAGAAUUACAGUAAAGAGAUUUCUGAUGUUACAAAUGACUGCUUUUAAAAUAAGUGCUGUAUUCUUUAAACUUUCUGAUGUUUCAUGAAUCCUCCACUUGCAACAAUGACCCCUGAGGCAUUCUAGCCUAGUCGUUCAGAUGAUGCUUACUUCCAUGCUUUCUGUAGCUCUUCACAAAUAUGUAAUUGUUUUAUAGGACACUUCACUGAAUUUAUGAUCAGACUCUUCUCAUAGCAAGCAGCUCAACACCUCAAACUUAGACUCAUCCAUCCAUACUAAUGUCUAAUCAUUAAUUUCUGUUGUCAAUUCUACCAUUUGUUUUAUUUGUCAGUGUCAAAUGUGGCUUUUUCAUUGAAACUGUCUAAAAGACCAGCAUCCCAGAGUCUUCUCUUCACUGUUGCAGAUGAGUCGUGUGUUUGGCAUGAAGCUGCCAGUUAAGGACCUGUAAGGGGUCUGAUGUACUUGUCCUCAUGUUGUCGUGCUUCUGGGCCAUCCAUUUCUCAGUCUCUCGUGGUCAGAUCUAGUUUGCUUUUCUUUCAGUAGUAAGUAGUGCAUAGAAUAGCCUUCAUCUCUUAAAAGAACAAUAGACUGGUCUAUUUUAGAGAAAUUCAUUUCUUAUUGGGUUGUUUUUCUAACUGGAAUUUGAAUAAAGUGUAAACUAACUUGCUGGAAUUGCACUCAUACUUCAGCGAAUGAAAAAGGCAACUAUUGCGAUGUUCAGAUGUCAUUAAAUAUCACAACCUUUUUAACCUUUUCUAAUGAUUCCUCAAGGAUUAGGUGAUGCAGUAAUUCCUUAGUAUGGACUGGACAAAUGACUAAAAAAAAUUAAUAAAUAUCAAGUAGCAAUGAUCAUUUUUAACAUUGCCAAUGUUUUUGGCAGUAUUUUUUGAUCAAUCUGAUGCAUCCUUGGUGAAUAGAAGCAUCAAUUUCUUUCAAGAACAAAAAUGUUCAGUGAUUCCAAACUUUUGAAUGGGAGUGUAUAUGUAUGCCAAAUUGAUGUCUUGUCACCACAUUAACCUAUGUAUUUCAAGGAUGUUACUCUUUUAAUGAAGUUAAAAGGGCUAUAUUAGCUGUCCAUGUUUGUAAGAUCACAUUCUCACCCCUUUGUUUUACAUUCUGUAGGACAUGUGAUGCCAAGAUUAGAUGGUUUUGUGUCUCACUGAAACUCAUCUUUGUUGUCGAGUUAACUGAUUAUGGGAUGUAUGAUUUUUCUUUUAUAGCAAGUCACGUUUUAACAUGCACAUCUUGUCUUUUUUUUCCCCAUUUCAUUGCAUUAAUGUUCAUUAUAAUUGUUAAUCAUUGUUUUGAAAAUCGAAAUGUUACCUAUCAUGGACUAAGGUACAGUUUAAAAUAUUAAAUCAAUUCUUUUUGGGAACAUAAUUUGCUU
This is a messenger RNA of Xyrauchen texanus (razorback sucker), 4051 nucleotides long. RefSeq names its product suppressor of cytokine signaling 6-like. Bases 420 to 2024 code for a protein of 534 amino acids. Gene Ontology annotation, molecular function: 1-phosphatidylinositol-3-kinase regulator activity. Gene Ontology annotation, cellular component: phosphatidylinositol 3-kinase complex. The record is from RefSeq and is a predicted model, not a curated record. Lineage: Eukaryota; Metazoa; Chordata; Actinopteri; Cypriniformes; Catostomidae. Gene Ontology annotation, biological process: protein ubiquitination; regulation of growth; intracellular signal transduction. The transcript is spliced from 2 exons.